CUGGCCUCUACUCAACCACACCACGUCAUUUUCUCUCGAAAUCUUCCACUGAUUGGCCCAAACACAGUCGACUAUCUUCCGUCAACAAAUCCAAGUAAACCACCACAUGAAGUGGAUACUUUCAUUCGUCUACUCUCCUUAUAAAUAACCCAUACUCAUAAGCAAAUUAUACAUAAAACAAGCCCCUCUCUCUCUGUCUCUGUGUCUCUCUCUGAGCGUGUGUGAGCAACAAGAAAAGGAGAAAGCUGAAAGGCUAAAUGCCAAUCGUAGGAACUCCAAGAGCGAACCAAGCCAUGCCAAGAGAAGGCAUAUCAAACCUCUUCUCGUCGUCCAAACCACUCUCUCCUUCUUACUCUUUUCCAAGCCCUCACAUUCGAUUCGCACCUAAACACACAUUCUCAGAGUCAAUGAUGGAAGAGAACUUGGAAAUUGCCGAGUCCAUCAUCACUAGAUGGGACUUGAACAACUCCGACAACACGGUCCCCUCUCUCUUCCAUGACAACAGAAGAGAAUCCGUGGAGUUUCUCAAAUCCGUCAAGGACCUGCGUCGAGCCAUGGAUUUCUUCAUCUCUACAAACUCUAAUUCUGAUAAGCUUGUACUUGCCCAAAACCUUAUGCAAAUCGCCAUGAAAAGGCUUGAAAAAGAAUUCCACCAUAUACUGUCCACCAACCGGAACCAACUGGAUCCAGAGUCGAUUUCAGGUCGUUCCUCACGUGGAUCAAGCACAUUUGAUCGCGAAAUCGAGGAGGAAUAUCCUGGGGAGCUGACCACUGAAGAAGGGCCCAUCUCGGAACUUGCCAUGGCGAACCUUAAGUCCAUAGCAGAUUGCAUGAUCAGUUCUGGCUAUGGUCAAGAGUGCGUCAAAAUUUACAAACUCGUCAGAAAGUCCAUUACCGAUGAAAAUCUAUAUCAACUUGGCAUCGAAGGAUUCAGAUCCGCCCAGAUUCAAAAACUAAGCUGGACUGCGCUUGAUCACAUGAUCAACAACUGGCUAACUGCAGUGAAGGUUGCAGUGAAAACAAUCUUCAGAGGGGAAAGAAACCUCUGUGAUCACGUUUUCUCAGCAUCCCACACAAUCAGAGAAUCUUGCUUCUCUGACAUCACCAAGGAAGGAGCAAUCAAUUUAUUCAGAUUCCCUGAAAUGGCAUCCAGAAAUAAACCAUCGACAGGAAAGAUCUACCGUUUCAUGGAACUCUAUGGAGCAACGUUUGAACUCUGGCCAGACAUUGAAUCAAUAUUCAGCUACGAGUCCACCUCAGCGGUCAAUUUACAAGCACUCUCCUCACUAGUUAGACUUGGCCAGACGAUCCACAACAUUAUUGCGGCAUUUGAGUCCACCAUUCAAACCGACUCUUCCAGGACGAUGGUUCCUGGUGGUGGGGUCCACCCCCUGACCCAAUCUGUCAUGGCUUUCAUUUCCUCCCUUGUCGAUUACAGCAAAAUCCUCUCCGAGAUUCUUUCUGAUCACCCGCUGCCAAAUAACUUUCCCAUGCCAGAGUCCUAUUUUGAGAGUCCAGGCCAAGGAGAUGGCCCGACCCCAGCUGUGCCACUCCACCUGGCACGGCUCAUACUAGUUCUUCUAUGCAAACUAGAUACCAAAGCCGAGCUGUACAAGGAUGUCUCUUUGUCCUACCUCUUCCUAGCAAACAACAUUAACUUUGUUGUUGUAAAGGUUAAACUGACCAACCUUAACUAUCUGCUCGGCCACGAGUGGUUCUCAAGGCAUGCUAGGAAAGUCGAGCAAUAUGCAUCAAGCUACGAAGCACUUGCUUGGAAUAAGGUAUUCUCAUCACUGCCUGAAAGCAACUCUACAGGAACAUCUGUAGAAGCAGUGAAGGGUAUUUUCAGGAAAUUCAAUGCAGCCUUUGAAGAAGCAUACCGGAAGCAGACUUCAUGGGUCAUACCAGACAGGAAAUUGAGGGACAAAGUAAAGGUGUCAAUUGCGAAGAAACUUACACCUGCAUAUAGAGAAUUUUACGACACUUAUUUAGGUAUGCUGAGUGGGGAAAAAAACUUGGGAGUCCUGGUAAGGUUUGGUCCCGAUGAUCUGGAGAAUUAUUUGUCGGAUCUGUUCCAUGGUACCGUGGUAUCAGGGAGUUCUUCCUCGUCUUCUUCUUCACAUUCACAGGGUUGCUUGCCCAGAUGAAACAAUAAAUUCCAAGUUCAAGUACAAAUAACUAUUCAACAUCUGAAAAAUUUUCUUUAUGUUAAUUGCAAUUUUUUGCCAAUCAGGCUUAGUUGAGUAAAGGCAUGUUAAUUUACUUCAAUCGUUCCAUAUCCUGCUAUUCCACUCUUCUGCAUUGCU
Messenger RNA from Syzygium oleosum, 2306 nucleotides. RefSeq names its product exocyst complex component EXO70H1-like. Gene Ontology annotation, molecular function: phosphatidylinositol-4,5-bisphosphate binding. The transcript has a single exon. Gene Ontology annotation, biological process: exocytosis. NCBI's taxonomy places the organism in Eukaryota, Viridiplantae, Streptophyta, Magnoliopsida, Myrtales, Myrtaceae. Gene Ontology annotation, cellular component: exocyst. The record is from RefSeq and is a predicted model, not a curated record. The coding region runs from base 258 to 2147 and encodes 629 amino acids.